Messenger RNA from Oryzias latipes (Japanese medaka), 7029 nucleotides. The record is from RefSeq and is a predicted model, not a curated record. Lineage: Eukaryota; Metazoa; Chordata; Actinopteri; Beloniformes; Adrianichthyidae.
CUCUGAUUCUAAACUUUAAGUUUUGUUUUGCAUAUCUCUUCUCUCGUCUCCUCUUCUCUUGCAAAGGGCGGAUGUCCAACAAACAAGGGAUGUGGAGUUCAUUCCCGAGUGGAGAGGCUCAGGCCCCCGAGGGUGACUGCAGACUGAGAGUGACGCCCUGCCUGCCUGCCUGCAUCCAGAUGUUUCAUGUUUCCCAUGUGAGCGCUCCGGAGAGGAGAAGGGAAGUCUGGAAGUCCAUGGCAUCAGAUCCUCUCUAGAAGACUGUUAACUCCAGUCCUUUCUGCAGAAACUGCCUGCAUUUGUCCCUCUGGAAUGGAGGGCGGGAAAGUGAGGAUAGCAGUGCUGCUGGAGGUGUCCUUUUUCUGGGUGUCUGCGAUGUGUCUGCGCGGACUCUCUGCUUCAAAUCAAGUGACUGACCUCCUGGCAGCCCUAAAUAUGUCCCAGCACAGAAGUGGUGUGUCCAAACUGCAGGGUGCCAACAGUGUGAUGUACAAAGUCCGCUCCAGAACAGCUUAUCUGGCGCUCCCGCAAGAAUACUCCCACUUCCUGCAUUCCACUUUUCAGGGUAACAUGGGGGUACAUUUUGUGGGGCGACAAGCAUCUGGAUCCAACGCCACCAUUUUUUCUCUUUCCUCUGUGUCUUCACCUAUCCUCCAAAUCAUCUCCUCCACACUCAGUGACACCCUGCACAUAGACUACCAGGCUCAUGGAACACCUCCGGUCAGCUUUCUCUAUCCUGGCCCAAAUCCUUUCUCUGGGGGGGAAUGGGUACACCUCGCUGUGAGCCUGGAGCCCAAUAAGGUGGCGUUUUUUGUAGACUGUCAGGAGGCUGCUGUUUUAACCCUCAGAAACGAAAACCGGAUUGAAAUUCCUCAAGAUGUUAUCAUCGCUCUUGGCAGCACUCCAGGGGAAAAAGACAGUAAAUUCAAUGGCUAUGUGAAGACAGCUGAGUUAUCGUUGCAUCCUUAUUUAAGACGUCCAUGGAGAUGUGACAACAUUACAGAUGACCUCCCUACCUCUCAGUACACAGACAUACAUGGUCCUAAUGUUCAGACUGACAGCAGUCAAACACCUCAUCAUGAUUCUCCAUCCAGUAAACGUCAAACAAACCACAAGCUGCUGGAGCAAACCAACCCUAAUCCCAAGGACAUGCAGAGCGAUCAGCUGCAGAGAGGUGCCAUUCUGGGGCCUCCAGGGUCUCCUCAAGGGGUGAAAUCUGCCUCUCAGGAGCAGACAAGUGACAGACUGAGCAAGCUGGAGAAGAAGCUGGAAGAGAUGGCUCAAAUUUUUGACAUGCUCAAAGUUCAGAACUCAAAUCUGCAGGCGCGCGUAGAAUAUCUGGAAGGAUGUGAGUGUGUGAAAAGGCGGUGUGUGUGGGACGGCCGUGAAGUGCAGGAGGGCCAGCGCUGGCACACUGACCUCAACACCAUGUGUUUGUGCUCAUCUGGAAAGGUCACAUGUCAGACUCACAUCAGAACAGGAGGGUGCGAGUCGGAUGGCAGAGUUUAUAAUGUGUCCUACAGUACUCUGGACGGCUGUCAGACCUGUACAUGUGAGGAUGAAAACAGAGUCUGCACUCCUUUGCCUUGUCCUCCUCGUGGCUGUACAUCCCAAGAAACUGUACCUGGAGAUUGCUGCCAGCAAUGCAGAGGUUGCACCCAUUCUGGUGUGUGGUAUGAGAAUGGAGCCAGGUGGAGGUCAGCGGAAAGUCCUUGUGAUGUCUGCUCCUGUUUGGAAGGUCAAGUUCACUGCGAAAGGGAGAAAUGCAACACCGCAUGUGAAUACCCUGUUACUCCUCCACCCAACAGCUGCUGUCCAGUUUGUCAUGACUGUGGUGUAAAUGGACAUAAUUUCCCCAAUGGAGCUGUUGUUCCAUCUGGAGACCGCUGUCAGGAGUGUACAUGUGAGAAUGGAAAUGUGGUGUGCUCUGCGAUUUCUUGUCCUGCAGUGUUUUGUCGCAACCCCGUUCAUCAUUCUGGAGAAUGUUGCCCCCGGUGUGAGCAGUGCGAAUUUGAAUCGGAGGUGUUUGUGGAUGGACAGAGGUUCUCAUCCAGGACAGACCCCUGUCUUCACUGCCAGUGCUCUGCUGGUAAAGUGUUGUGUGCACAGGCCUCAUGCCCUGCACCACGGUGUCAAAACCCAGCUAAGCAGAGGGGAGAGUGUUGUCCCACAUGCAAAGAUUGUGAGUACGAACAGAGAGUGUAUGCUGAUGGAAAGGUUUUUGCUCCUGCUGGGAGUGGACCCUGCCUGCAGUGCAGGUGUAAGGCUGGGAAUGUAAUCUGCCAUGAGGAGAAAUGCCAUCAAGUUCAGUGCACCAAUCCUAUUAAAGACCCACGCCGCUGCUGUCCGUUCUGCAAAGCUUGUGUACUGGAGGGGGUGGAAUAUGAAGAAGGCUCCAGCUGGCACCCUGAUGGCCCAUGCUCCACCUGCACCUGUGUGAAUGGAGAGGUGUUGUGCGCACGCACACAGUGUCCUCCCACUCGUUGUCAGCAUCCUACCAAACCUACUGGUAUGAGUGUGAGGGUGAGAAAGAUUUGCUUGGGCACAGAUAAACAUGUAGCCAACUUUUCGUUCCCUUUAGGAUCAUGCUGUGAAGUGUGUGAAAGCUGCACUUACAACAAUCGAAUCUACAACAACGGCCAGAGGUUUACCACCCCUGACCAGCCUUGUCACAUCUGCAUGUGUCUGCAUGGUACCGUUGAGUGUGAAAGACAAGUCUGUCCAUCCACCAACUGCUCCAACCCCUACACACCCCCUGGAGAGUGCUGCCCACAGUGUCCACACUGUGCUUUUGAAAACCGCGUUUUUGUGGAUGGAGAGGCUUUCCCAAAUCCUGUGAGUGUGUGUGAGGAAUGUAGAUGUCAGAGUGGAAGGAUUGACUGCCACCAAGCACAGUGCCCUCAUCCUCGCUGCAAUGCUCCUCUGCCCGGGACGUGCUGUCAAAACAACUGCAACGGGUGCAACUACGCUGGGAAAGAGUAUCCGAAUGGAAAUGAGUUUCCCCAUCCCACUGACCCGUGCAGGACGUGCAGCUGCAUAAAUGGAAACAUCCAGUGUCUAAAGAGAAGGUGUCAACCGCUGACAUGCUCCAACCAGAAUGUGAUACCUGGAGACUGCUGCCCCCAGUGUCCAGAUCCCCCAGCAGACUGUGAGUUUGAGCAAAGGUUCUAUAGACACAUGGAGCGGUUCUUUCACCCAAAUGACAACUGCAGGUCCUGUGCGUGCAACAAUGGGACAGUUCAGUGUCACCGUAAGCCCUGCCCCUCUGCCCCAUGCACUCACUCUAUCCCACAAGAGUGCUGCCAGACCUGCGAAGGCUGUUUCCAUGAUGGACAAGAGAGAGCAAAUGGUGAGACGUGGGAGGACUUCUCAGACCCAUGUUCUUUGUGUGUUUGUCGUGACGGCUCCGUUCAGUGUGAAAGGAGACGCUGUCCACCCCUGAGCUGUAAAAAUCCUGUGCAGAGACAGUGCUGCAUGUCCUGUGAGGGCUGCACUUUUCAGGGUAAUGAAUAUCUUGAUGGCACAGAGUUCAGUGAUGACAAAGACCCCUGUAAUGUGUGUUACUGUUAUGGAGGAGACGUAAUCUGCAGCAAAUUGCUCUGUAACUCUGACUGCAGCCACCCUUACAAACCACCAGGACAAUGCUGUGGAGAAUGCCAACGCUGCUUUUAUAACGGUGCAGUACUUGUCAGUGGACAGUCCAUUCCGGAUCCAGGAAACCCCUGCUCUGAAUGCAGUUGUCAGAGCGGCACAGUGAGGUGUGCGAGAAGGCCGUGUUUAACACCGCAGUGCUCACAUCCGGUCGUCAAUGCCUGUGGCUGCCCUGUCUGUGACGGUUGUAAUUUUCAAGGCGUGAAUUACGCUGAUGGACAGGUCAUUUCAGGAGGAGAGGAGGGCUGCCAGGACUGCACAUGCUCUAGAGGGGAGGUCUCGUGUGUGCAGAGAAGAUGCCCAGCUGUGACAUGUCCACAUCCCGCUCUGGAUGGGUGCCAGUGUGGAGAGUGUAACAGAUGUAACUUUGAUGGACGAGACUGCUUCAACGGAGAGCGCUUCCAGCACCCAGACAAUCACUGUGAACUCUGCUCCUGUCUGGAUGGCAGUGUUGUGUGUGAUCGUGCACCUUGUCCAAGUGUUGCUUGCAGGCAUCCAGUCACUCUUCCAGGAGAGUGCUGCCCCGUCUGCACAGGCAGGUGUUUGCAUCAGGGUGAAGAGCAUCCAUCAGGCUCCACCUUCACAUCACCCUCUGACCCCUGUUCGGCAUGUUCCUGCAUGAACGAGGUGGUGACCUGUCAGAGGAGACCUUGUCCAGUCCAGUGCUCCCACCCCGUCCCUUCAGACAGCUGCUGCCCCCACUGUGACUCCUGCCUCUACGAGGGUGUCAUUCAUGCUCACACUCACACGUUCACACCCUCGUUCGAUCCCUGCUGGCGCUGCACUUGUGUCAGAGGCACAGUUUCCUGCGUGCCACGCGAUUGUCCUCCAACAGUCUGCGCUCACCCCGUCGUCAGGCCCGGACACUGUUGUCCUGAGUGCUCAGAGUGUGUGCAAAACGAGCGGAGGUUCACAGAUGGUCAGUCAUGGAGUUUAGACCGCUGCACCGUCUGCACCUGCCAGGCAGGUGAGGUGCGGUGCUCAUCGCCCGAGUGUCCCGAGUUGCCCUGUAUGCAUCAAGUCACUGAUCCAGGAUCCUGCUGUCCUCGCUGUCGAGGCUGUGUGUACGGAGGUGAGGAGCACUCAGAGGGCAGCAGCUGGUUUGCAGACUCCACCCCCUGUAUGUCGUGCCAGUGUGUGGACGGAGUGACCACCUGCUCCGAAGUGCACUGUCUGUCCCCUUGCAUCAACUUCCUCAGUGUGCCCGGGGAGUGCUGCCCAGUGUGUGCCGAUUGUGUCUUUGAGGGCAGAGUAUACGGUCCGGGGGACAGUUUCCAUCCUGCCAAUGAUCCCUGUCAGAUCUGCACAUGUGAGGUAAUGCCAGAUGGAAAGCAGCAUCUGAAGUGUUACCGAAAGCAAUGUUCCAGUUUGGUUGACUGUCCCAAAAACAACAUCCUGUUUGAUGGACCAGACUCGUGCUGUCCCGUCUGUGCACAGCCUCUUACCAACUGCACAAGCACAAUCAUUGGAAAUGAGGUGUUGGCAACAGAUGACCCCUGUUUUACCUGUCAAUGCAAGGACCUGACAUGGACUUGCCUGCAGCAAAUGUGCCCACCCCUAAACUGCCCUCCUAAUGAACAGUUCACACCUGAAGAUUCAUGUUGCCCCGUGUGUAAAGAAUGUGUCAUCGAGGGUCAGAACAGACGAGUAAAGAGUGGCGCCAGCUGGACAGACAGCUCUGAUGACUGUGUUACAUGCACUUGUAAUUUGGGCCAGAUUGAGUGCAGCAUUGAAGAGUGUUCACCCGUAGUUUGUCCAAACAACCAACAACAAGUGAAGAUUGCAGGCAAAUGCUGCUAUGAGUGUCAAGACUCCAUGGUAUCCUGUUUGUACCAGGGGACCACAUAUCGCUCUGACGAGCAGUGGGAGGUGGAUGAGUGCACCAGCUGCACAUGUGUCUCUGGAGACGUGCACUGUCGUAGUGAACGCUGCCCCCCUCUCACAUGUGCAUCGGAUGAGAUGCCUGCAGUUGCUCCGGGUCUGUGUUGUCCUCGUUGCAUUCCUCGUCCGGCUACAUGCAUCACCUUUGGGGACCCUCAUUACCGCACUUUUGAUGGUCGCAUGUUCCACUUUCAAGGGACGUGCACCUAUGUCCUGGCAAAGGACUGUGAGGCUGGUGACUUCAGCAUUCAUGUGACAAAUGACGAUCGUGGACGUAAAGGUGUGUCCUGGACUAAAGAAGUGACAGUGUUUUUAGGAGACACCGCCGUCCAGCUCCUCCAGGACUGGGUUGUAAAGGUAAAUGGCGAUGUUGUGACUUUGCCGUUUCUCAUGGAGCCAUACAUUUAUAUAGAACAACAAACCCAGACUGUGUUGCUCAACACCAACAUUGGACUGAAGGUGCUGUGGAGCCCCCGUUCACACCUGGAAGUGAGCGUGCCAGGCUCCUAUAAGGGCCACACAUGUGGCCUUUGUGGAAACUUCAACAACUAUCAUCACGAUGAUCUACAAAUGCCAGGAGGUCGACUCAGUCUAUCGGAGUCAGACUUUGGAAAUAGCUGGAGGGUGACAAACGGAGACCAGACUGACGACUCCUGUCAUUCAGGGGAGGAUGUUGAUCCCUGUAGGGGUGCUGGGUUCCAGGCCAAGAAAGGUGCUAACACCCGCUGUAAAGUGUUGAAGUCUGCUGCUUUCAAGCCCUGCCACCACGUGGUACCUCCUGAACCGUGGUACGGUGCCUGUGUGUAUGACCUCUGUGCCUGUGGGGCCAACACUGACGAGUGUUUGUGUGACACCCUGGAGGCCUAUGCCAGCCAGUGCAGGGCGGCUGGAGUCAUCCUGCAGUGGAGAAGCGCAUCACUUUGUGCUGUUGGCUGCCCCCUGGAGAGGGGCUUUGUGUUUGACGAAUGUGGACCUCCCUGUCCAGUUACCUGCUUCAACCUUGAUGUACCACUUGGGGUCAUAGAGAGCCACUGUUUCAAGCCCUGCGUCCCAGGCUGCCAGUGUCCCGCUGGUUUGAUUCUACACAACAACUACUGCAUCCAGCCUGAAAAGUGUCCCAAGAUUAUACAUGGCAGCCAUUUGUAAUUCUUGAAUCCCUCAUUUACAUGUGUUACUGUACCACUACAUUUAAAAAAACAGACUCCACAUGGACCUUAAAGAUGUGGAAGAGAGCCAAAUAAAUGUAUGUAGCACUGAAAUAUUUAUACAAUAUACAUUUUAGUUCCACAUGUUUACUUUUAUUUUCCUUCCUACAUCACAUGUUUAAGGCCUUUUCAUUGUUGUCACAACAUUUUUGAAAGUCGAAGCAGCUUCUGUUUUACAUGCAGGUUCAUAUAAGCAAUGUGCAAUAUGUCGCUGUGUGUGCAGCCAAAAGCACUCUCUCAGGAAGAUCUCCUUUUUCCAUUUUUGCAAAUAAAACCAAACAUUUACCAAGAU